Messenger RNA from Bombyx mandarina (wild silkworm), 417 nucleotides. RefSeq names its product centrosomal protein 20. Gene Ontology annotation, molecular function: protein binding. The record is from RefSeq and is a predicted model, not a curated record. Gene Ontology annotation, cellular component: motile cilium; centrosome; ciliary basal body. NCBI's taxonomy places the organism in Eukaryota, Metazoa, Arthropoda, Insecta, Lepidoptera, Bombycidae. Gene Ontology annotation, biological process: cilium assembly; microtubule anchoring.
AUGAAUGAGAACAAAUCGUUUUCUGAGAAGGAGAUGUUGAUUGUGAUAAAAGAACUAUUGAAAAGGGAUGGAUACUUGAAUAAACUGUCAGCCGAGGUACGAGCAAAAGUCACUGAACUUCUACAAGAGAGACAAAACAGUACACAGAAAAAUCCACCCCCCGUCCCGAAUGAAGAAGUCUCAUUGAUCAACCAUUUAGUCUUAGAGUAUUUGGAGUGGAACGGAUAUUUAUACACUGCGGCUGUCAUGGCUUCGGAAGCCAAUACUGUAGAGAAGAGGACCAGAGCAGACCUGUGUGCAGAAGUCGGGGUCAAGGAUGACGAGAAGUCCUCCACCUUGCCCCUGCUAUCGAAUGUCGUGACAGCAUACACGGACAGGAUUAAGAGGAAAAUAAAUAAAUGCAAGAAGGCCUAUUAA